Molecule: messenger RNA, 4246 nt
Organism: Rhopilema esculentum
Lineage: Eukaryota; Metazoa; Cnidaria; Scyphozoa; Rhizostomeae; Rhizostomatidae
Source: RefSeq, a predicted model, not a curated record
UCUAUUGAAUACUGGCCGACAUGAACACCCCUUACUAUUAGCACCCCACUUCUAUUGAAAACUGGUCGACAUGAACACCCCCUUCUAUUAGCAACCCCUUUCUAUUGAAAACUGGCCGACAUGAACACCCCUUACUAUUAGCAACCCCCUUCUAUUGAAAACUGGUCGACAUGAACACCCCCUUCUAUUAGCACCCCCUUCUAUUGAAAACUGGUCGACAUGAACACUCCCUUCUAUUAGCACCCCCUUCUAUUAAAAACUGGCCGACAUGAACACCCCCUUCUAUUAGCAACCCCCUUCUAUUGAGAACUGGUCGACAUAAACACCCCCUUCCAUUACCUCCCCCUUCUAUUAGAGACACUAGAGUACGUUUGCAAAGUUCGCUUUCUCAUCUAAAUGGAAACGAAACAAGGGUUUUCUGUUUUCACGUAAGCGUCUAUGUGGAAGGGGUUUUAAAGCGUUUGUUACAGGAUCAUGUCAUUUGAGAUUUUCUCAGAAUUCGAUAAGAACUCUGCACGAAAGGGCAUGUUCACUAAUUUAAUUAAUUUAUAAUGAGCUAUAUGCUUGAUUAUAUGCACACAAUUAGCUGAGAAUCCCAUUUUAUUUUGAGCUAUAUCUUUAUACGUAUAUCCAGUAUUGCAUGUAACUUGCAAGGAUGAAAUUUAUUUUUCAAUCAGACCAUGGACGAAAUUAGAGGCAAGACAAGUUUUAUUGCCAGCGUUGAAGAGAAUGAGAUUUGCACUGCUCAGGAACUUGUGAAACUGUUACGAGAAUAUGGAGCUUUGGUUGAGGUGAAUCGCGAGAGACCGAAGUGCUCAACAAUUAUUCUGAUCGACGUUGAUUUCAUCCUUAAUCGAAAAUUAUCUUCGGAUGUCUUUGUUUGGCUUGGAAAACGUGGAACAGAAGAACCCUUCUAUCUAAGCAAUGGCAUUGGAGUGAACAGUCAGCUUUACUAUUUGCAAAAUGACGUCAUCGUACUUGCAUAUGCAACGAAGACAAGCAUGGACCGAUUUGGGCAAGGAAUUCAUAGAUUUUUCAAGUUAAUUGAUCUCCCACCAACCAUGCCUGUUCUUCUGCAACGUUGGCUCCGACAAAAGGCAACACGAAACUCAGAAAGCCGAUUAAACUUCAGGGAAAUUGAUAACUGGAGCUCCUGGAUAAGCGAUGUUUACAGAAGAUCUAGAAUCGAUCUUGAAAAGCUAGACAUUAAAUUGGAUAUGCCAGGCUUGUCGUUAUUGUGAAUCAUGUUCAUUUUGUUUUCAAAAUUUGAAGUUCAUUUUUUGUAGAUGCCAAAAGUCGAACCAUUCAAUUUUGUUUCUUUAUUUCGUAAUUCGUUGUCACUUGUGUAAAAGUUGUUUCAUCGUAUAUCUGCUUAGGCUCAAUGUCACCUGGUGCUGCCAUAAAAUGCUCAAACACUUGUUUUGAUAUGUCACCAAAACCAAAUAAAGUCACGCUCAAUUUUCUCAGUAUCUUCAGUGCCAUUUUGGUUUUUACUGAAAAAUAUACCAAAAUAGAUUCAAAGCUAACUAGUUGUAGGUACCAAAGGGACGAUUUCCAGCUUGCUUUAAGGAAUUGAGAAUAUGUAAGAAUGUGCCUUCUGAUCAGAUCACUUAGUUUAUAGUCUCUUUAAUUUUUGCUAGUUGAUUUUCAAUUGUUCUGUAAUUUGGAUGCAAACAUGAAUCGAUUCGAAAAGCACUUUGUAUUGUUACACACAAAGCCAUCAUUUUAUGGACAGUCAAGCCAAUCUGACUGCAAUGUGUUUCAUAAAUUUCUGUUAGUUCAUUGGUCGUUUGUGGCAAGACAUGAUCUAAGCACGAUUAACAAACCUGCAUAUUACUCACUGUCAUUGUUUUCUUCGCAGAUCUUGGGCUGUUUCUGUCUGCCCCUUUCAGUGAUUCAGCCGGCCUUAAAAGCUGGGCUGAAGACCUUUGGUUGCAUCACUUUCUGCCACAAGUCGAGAGUUCUGUGGAGGAGCAGGUUGCCGAGGCAACCAAUACUCAGCAGGACUUAUUGAUCCAAGUCGCUCUGAACGCAUUCUUAGAAGGAGCUUUUUUGCCGCGCUGCCCAUGCAAAUUAGAUAUCGGUUAAGUUAGGACUAAAUUUUUAGAUAUUUUAAUCGACUCUACUAGACCUAAUGCUGUCUGACCAGGAGGAAUGUACUCAUAUUCCAGAGAUUUUGUCGGUGGUCGAAACAGGGAGAUUUGAUGCUUUCAUCAAAAGGAGGGACUUGAAAAUUUUAUAGAAGAAAUGACCUGUCGUUCUCUGAUUUCCCUGGUGCAAAUCAAGUCCUGUUUCGGAUGCCAACACUCUUGUUGUUCAUGUGUGUAACACCUUCUGCAAUUAGAUAUUACUUUCACAAAGUUUUUAAAGAGGCCGGAAGUUUGUCAUAAUGUGCAGGCCUAAGAGGGGACGUAUUUUCGUCAAAAUUUUCGUCGCAGAGGCACCAUCUUUUACCUUGUUACCUAGCAGUCCAGCCAUAUGAUACUCUGGCUACCAGAUCCUCAAUAAACCGGGGAUAAAGUAUUGUAGACCGCUUCGGUGGCAAAGAAGGAAGCUCAAAUAAUUAUUGUUGUUUCCUAAGUGCUUCCAACGGAGGGGCUGUAGCCCCCCUAGCCCUUCCCUGGCACCACCACUGAUUACACCUUUUAAAUACAAAACUAGGGUCUAUUUUCAACUUUCCAAAAGGCGGACAUUUCCAAUUAGCAGACACCUUGCUCUGGUCCCGACAGUGUCCUCUAAAUAGAGAGAAUACUGUAUAUUUCUGAGACUAAAUAAUGGAGACUCUGUCGCCCAGGGUAGCCAUAUGACUGUCUACUGACAAAAAUCUCUUCAUAUCCUCCUUCAACCCUUCUCAAGAUUUAUUGAAUUACUUAUCUUCAGUUUCAUUUUAAGCACUUGUUAUAAACUGCCGACUGAAUCAAAUAAAGUUUUAUCUUACUGUUCUUAAAUACAAAUUCACUUUUUCUAAAACGAAAUGUUUAGUCAAAGUUACGUUGCAAUUAGUUCUUUCAGUUAACAGCGUCAACAGAUAUGUAAAUGAAGGAACCCUCGUUGUAAAAUAGUGCUGUACCAGAGCAUGCUACGUUUCUCGUUGAUAAGUAUGGAAAAACCACUGCCCCAGUUUUCAACUCUUUAUUAUUCAAAUCUAUUUAACACUUAAGGUGGUGGAAAGGGACACUGUGACUCCUGACAAACUCUAAAAGAACAUAUUGUACUUAACACAGAACGGCAAUUGUUGUACUCAACGACGUCGGAGAAUUUUCAUUCCACCUUCUGUCGCGCCCUUUCCCGCCCUGUUCACCAUUCUAUCGACCCGAAUCAUGUUUGCUAGUUUGGUACAUAUUUCAACAGUUUUAUUGCCACUGUUAUCUUGCCUUAAAGCACAAAAAUAAUAGGUGUUACUACCAACAUUAUAAAUUUUAUUCCCGUCCUUUCAAUAACUUAGUAACACACUCAGAAAGAUCAGCUACUUGGUUUGAAACUGGUGUGUUUACUGUGUUUUGUGUAAACUAUUUGAAAACUUGGUACCCUAUUCAGGCGCUGUUCACUCAACCUGAACGAUACUUACAGACACGGUAAAGGGGAUAGAGUAGGAGGGUAAAAGUACCCUUGUCAUUUGUCUACGCAAUUAUCAAGAACAUAUAUACGAGUUUCCGACUGUAGCAACUUUUUCAAAAACUCGCGUGAUUAUUUCGUAUCUGCUAGAAGUGAGCCGUUCAUACGCUUAUCGGAAUGGAAAUAUCAUUUACAUAACAGUAGAAGCUGCAAAUCACUGUUGCAAAUUUUUUUCUUAUCAUGAAGCUAAUAGCCAUGCCCCUGGACCGUGCCGGUGUCUUCAACGACUCUAGACCUCAAAGAUAUUCAUAAAGAAAUACCUAAAUAGAUUUUCAAUGUAAAGUGAGAAACAUAUUACUUUAUCCUCGGUGAGUAUUUAUAAUAAACAAAUUUAUAACAGUUUAGGUAUUGUGAUGUACAUGGUAAAAAUUUGCCUUAUCGAUUUCAUCCAGAAAUCCUGUCGUUUUUUGACUCUCUCUUUCUCUUCUGUCGAAAACAAAAAGAAAGUUCUUAUGUUGAUGCACAAGGUAAGGUAAGAGCUGAGACAUACUUGUAAAGCUUUUCACUGCAUCGACCAGUUUCUUAAUUCUCGAAUACUGAGAAAAGGGACCUUAUUUCGACAAGUAUUUUGACAAGAAGCUCAAGGGUAAAGGAAAGCGAAAGAAUGAAAAUUAAUCUAAAUUAUAGGUCC